Molecule: messenger RNA, 3288 nt
Organism: Oryctolagus cuniculus (rabbit)
Lineage: Eukaryota; Metazoa; Chordata; Mammalia; Lagomorpha; Leporidae
Source: RefSeq, a predicted model, not a curated record
GGCGGUCGCGCGUGGCCUGCGCGGGACUGAGAGAGUGGGAGUUGUGGGUGCUGUGGCUGGCGGGACCCCCGGCCGUUGGUGGAGCCGGGGAGAGGCAGCUACCGUUGGGUCCACCCUGGGUCGGGCUCCUGCCCGGGCACGCGCGAGCCCUUUCCGGGCAGAGUGGGCUCCUGAGAGUCGAGUCUGUGAGGAGUUUGUGAGACAGAUCCCUACUCGCUGGUGGUGGCUGCUUUUGAGUUGUGUCUUUUUACCUCUGUCGUCUCAGGAGCUGAGAGCGGCAGGUUUUCACUGGCGCUGCCCGUUUUUCCCAGAUGUGUCUGUUGCCACACUUUCCAUUGCACCCAAGCUUUCUCUAGAUCGUUCUCUACCGGCUACAGCGGGAGAGAGAAAGAAGAAUCGGGGUAUAGAGUAUCCAUCCUUCCCAGGAGACGGGCUACUGCAGUGCAGAGGAGCGGGAAUCAGGACUGGAGGAGCAGCUGUCUCCCUCUUGGAAUCAUGGCGCAGGUGUGGAGAAGGAUUUCAGGAUACUUCUGGAACUCCGUCAUUGUUGACAGCUGAAAAGAAGACCAUUACAGAAAACUAUCCUGAAUUAUCCCCUAGACCCAAGGAAGAAACUGCCACACCUAAGAGUACCAGUGGGCUUACUGACAUAACUUGGAGUUCCAGUGGGAGUGACCUGUCAAAUGAAGAUGAAUUGCAGUUCAUUGACUGGGAGCUCGACAGUGACAGGGAAGGUGCUGGUGAAUGUAACGAACUUGAAGAUGGCGAGGGUACCAUGGAUAUCUCAGACUGUGCUUCCUGUUCAAGUAGCCAGUCUUUGACGAGUGAUGACAGGCUCUCUGAGUUUGCUAAGCAAAGUUCUACAGAAAUUUUGGAGUAUUCUUCAGAGAGUGAAAAAGAUAAUGACUUGGAAGAUGCCCUGUGUAUUGAUUCAGAAUCUCCCCACAAAUACCACUUGAAGUUUGGAUCAGCAAAAUCAACAGAGUCUGUCUUGUGUACACCCCAGAGACAGAGGGCCAAAUUUUUCAAGACAUCAGAAAAUUCAACAAGGAAGAAGUUUUUAAGAGGUGGGCUAGCCGAAAGACUAAAUGGACUGCAAAAUCGACAGAGAUCUGCCAUUUCUUUGUGGAGACAUCAAUGUGUUUCUUACCAAAAACCACUUUCAGGUGGAAAAUCUAGUGUAUUAAUUGUGAAAAUUCUGGAGCUGCAUGAGGAAUGUACCAUGCAAGUUGCUAUGUGUGAGCAAUUAGGAGGGCCACCAGCUGCCAGUCCUUCCCGAGAUGUGACACGCGGGCCUGGAACCAGCCUGAAGGUUCUGUUCACCAGGGAGACUGCAGGACACCUCAGAGGACGUCCCCAGGACAUCAUCCACAUCUUUCCUCCCUGGCAAAAACUUACUAUCCCAAAUGGGAGAUGCCCUAUUAUUCUGAAUACUUAUUUUUGUCAGAAAGUUGUUGCCAAAGAAAAUUCAGAAACAACUCAUGAAGUGUACUGUACAGACACACCCCUUCCAAGAAGAAACAUCACUUUGGUCCAGAUGUAUAGAAUUAGAGAUCUAUCAAAUAAUUCAUCUGAAAUCCAGGUUAUGUGUAGUGGGGUGACUCCCAUGGGCACAGGCUGGACCCAUGAGCAUGAAGAAGCAAAACAGCACCUUGCAGCUGGCGCUCCCCCAAGAGAUUCUCUCCUGGACAUGGUGGAAAGCCAGGGAGCCUCCAUGUGGUCAGGAGUGGUUGUCCGAGUGGUGGUACAGAGAGUUUAUACUCUUCAUGGCAGAGAUAGCACCUGGGGCCAGCAGGGGAGCAGCUCAGGACUCAUAGAUCUGCCUGGAGCUCGAGUCUGCCUUCUGGUCCAGGAUGCCUGUGGAAUGUUUGGUGAAGUGCACUUGGAUGGCGCCCUCCUGAAGGAAAGACAAUUGGAAGGGAAACCUUGCAACCUGGCUGGAAUGAAGGUUCUGCAGAAGGCUACCAGAGCAAGGACAGUGGGACUCUUCAGUCUGAUUGACACCAUAUGGCCUCCUGUGAUGCCUCUGAAAGCACCUGGCCGCGGCCAGCCCUGUGAAGAGGUGAAAACUCAUUUGCCUCCUACUAUCUGUUACAUCCUCACUGCACUUCCCAAUCUGGGACAGAUUGAUGUCAUUGAAGAGGACCCCCUUUCCAAGCUUUACCAGCCUCCAGUUUCCCGCUGCUUAAGAGAAAUUCUUCAGACUGAUAACCUGGGUACCCGUUGCACUUUCUAUGCAAGAGUGAUCUAUCAAAGACCACAGCUGAAGAGUCUGCUUCUUCUGGAACAAAGGGAGAUUUGGCUGCUGGUUACAGACAUCACGCUGCAAGGAAAGGAUAAGAGUGACCCCCGCCUUCCCAAAACUCUGCCAAUCUGCGUGGCCCCCUCCUGUGUGCUGGACCCAGAGGUCCUGGAAGCACUUAUUGCAGCUGCUUCUCCCAGCAUCCUCUUCAGGGACGCUCUUCAAGACCAGGGUCGGAUUAUCUGUGUUGAACGGACUGUCCUCCUGCUUCAAAAGCCCCUUUUGUGUGUGGCCUCUGGUGCUGCUUCCUGUGAGCUGAUGGACCCUGUGAUGCUCGAUGAACUGGACUCUCUCACGCCUGUGAACUCCAUUUGCAGCGUUCAAGGCACUGUGAUCGCUGUAGACGAGGACACUGCUUUCUCAUGGCCUGUAUGUGACAGGUGUGGCAAUGGGCGAUUGGAGCAGCGACCAGAAAACAGAGGGGCCUUUUCUUGUGGGGACUGUUCCCGGAUAGUCACUUCUCCUGUCCUCAAGAUGCACCUGCAGGUCUUCCUGGACUGCCCCUCAAGACCAAAGUGCAGAGUGAAGGUCAAGCUGUUGCAGAGCAGCAUCUCAUCCCUGCUGAGCUCGGCCACCUGUGAGAAUGGGAGUUAUGAAGUGAAGAGUGUCCUCGGCAGGGAGGUGGGGUUGGCGAGUUGUUUUGUGCAGUCCAUCACCACCCACCCGACCAGCUGCAUUGGACUGGAGGAAAUCAAGCUUCAGAGUGCGCGAGGCACCUCGGCAGAGCGCCCGCCCCAGCCACAGGACCUGUGAACUUUGUAGUGUGGCUGCGGGGGUGGCGGUGGGGGGUUGAAGUAGUUAUCUGUUAACUAUGGACCCAGCUAAUGUACUUUAUGAUCUCAACACAAAACUUAGAUUUUUCUGGGGCAAAAGUUAUUAAAAUGGUUUUGUAAGCUGUAAAUCAAAAUACCUCUCUCUACAAUUUUGGUGGUUUUUUUUUUUUUAUCAACUUCCAAUAAAUUCAGGAACAUGUUGUUGAAACUGAA